AUGGGGAACAAACUGGAAUCAUUAAAAAAACAUGUAUUUCGGCGCCGUGAAAAAAAACACACUUAUUCUCGUUUUCAAAGGGAUCAUUUGGAGCAACUUCCUAUGGAUAAAUUAACAACAAUUAAUCGUAUUACACAAGAGCUUGAUCCACUAGUAGUGUCUACCACAACAAUACAAACAACGGAUUCAUCAGAUGAUUAUGCCGAUUUUUAUGUGGCAUGUCGUGACAAUAACUAUAAGAAAGUUCAAGAGUUACUUCGAACAAUGACACUUGAUGAUGUAGAUCGUUUGGAAACAAACGGUAGUACAGGACUGCAUGCUGCAUCUUAUUAUGGUCAUGCUAGAAUUGUUAAAUUAUUAUUGAAAAAAGGAGCUGACAGAGCAAUAAAGAAUAAAUAUCAAUGUUUACCGUAUGAUGAAGCAGCGAAUGAUGGCAUUAAAGAACUUUUUCUUCGCGUACCAAAUAGUAAUCGACUUGUAUCGGAUACUGGUGCUAUUGAAUGA
Molecule: messenger RNA, 504 nt
Organism: Rotaria sp. Silwood2
Lineage: Eukaryota; Metazoa; Rotifera; Eurotatoria; Philodinida; Philodinidae
Source: the annotation of a GenBank genome assembly